GUCUUUAUACGCUACUGUAUGUUCUCUCUCUCUCUUCGAAGAACUUUUUUGAAUCUUUUAAAAGUUUCAACCUUUUUCUUUUUUUUUUGAUGUUUCCAUGAGCUCUUUUUGUGGUUUCCUACUUCCCGAGCUUAUCUCUCUACACGAGUAACCCAUUUACUUUAAACUUUAAAGCUCAUCUCUUUCCUUUUUUUUUUCUUCACUCUCUUUUCUCCACUCUACGCACCGAACCUGAGGGAGUGCUUGUCGGUGCACGGUGAUGCUCUAACGAAGUUUUUCACCGACAAAUACUGCGAUUAGUUAGGUUUCUUUUUCUGGAUCCAGUUUGAGGAUAUGUACUAGACUGCUAGUUGUUGGAUAAAGUUAGGGUUUUUGUGUUUUAGGAAGAGGGGAAGGCGAUUGAAUUAGCUACCGAGCCACUUGUAAUGUGUAGGGAUCUAAAAAACAGAUCAAAGCAACGGCCAAUAAGCUCGUCUGCUUGAGUUAUACCAGUUUCUCCAGAAUUGAUCUGAGCUUAGGGGUGAGGUAGGGUUUAGGGUUCUUUUAGCUAGUAAUGGAGGAUAUAGGGUUGGUUAAGCAAGGUUGGAAGUGGUUGCAGUCUCAGAAACAUCUCUGCUCGUGUGUUUGUGCUGCAAUGCAAUGUUUUGUGGGAAAGACGGAAGCUUUCGCUGUGCGUCACUGGCCGCUAGUGUGCAGCGGAUGCGGGAAGCUGUUAGGGUUGCUUAGUUUGUCGUUUCUUUACUGGAAAGACUGCGUUUUGAGGGGUUUCCAGUCCAGUGCCAAGUUUGGCUCAGCUGCUUUGCUCCUCAUCAUGUGGAGUUGCUUUCUCAGCCUGACCUCAGUUUCUUGCUUGGUCUACGUUCUCCUCGGUAUGGGAGCUGCUGGUGCUGUUGUUGUGUACUUAGGUUGCACUCCGGGGAUCUUCAUUGUAGGACUGUUUGGGAUUUUGAUUAUGUGGAUGUACGCUAACUUUUGGAUCACCGGAACAUUAUUUAUAGUUGCAGGUUAUUUGUUCUCCUUGAAUCACGCACGAGUGGUGGUUCUUAUUGCGACGGUUUACGCAAUUUACUCUGUCAACGUCAGACUUGGAUGGCCUGGAGUUAUUCUCUCGAUGAAUCUUGCGUUCUUGUCCAACGAUGUGUUUAUACGUCUUCUUCAGUGGUGCGAUAGUGUUAGCGAGAAAGCACAACCGGAGGAGCCGAAGAAGCGUGAGACUGUGCUAGAGGAAGAGUUUACAGGAGAGUUCGAGUACCCUCCUUCUGCUGCUCCUCCUCCUGUUGAAGAAGAACCAGAGAAGAAGAAGAAGGUUCACGAGAAUAAGUCAGCCAAUAAGCCGGCAUCUCCGGCAACUGUUGUUAGUAACUUGAAGAAGGAGGUUUCUAGUGUUAAAGUAGUGAACGUGGAAACGGAUUCAGCUGAUGAGAUGAAAAGGAUACUGGAUUGUUUGAAUCACUACGAAGCGUUGGGGUUCCCUCGGCAUAAAAAGAUUGAUGCUGCGGUGCUUAAGAAAGAGUAUAGAAAGAAGGCAAUGCUGGUUCAUCCGGAUAAGAAUAGGGGAAGUCCUUUGGCAAGUGAAUCAUUCAAGAAACUUCAGUGUGCUUAUGAGGUUCUAUCUGAUGCUGUUAAGAGGAGAGAUUACGAUGAACAGUUAAAGAAAGAAGAAUCUAGGACCAGGGUUGUCUGUCAGACAUCACAUGCUUCUUCGCAUCAGAAUGGUCCAGAUUAUCGAUCAGAAGAGUCAAGGCGCAUACAUUGUACUAAGUGCGGUAAUUCACACAUUUGGGUAUGUACCAACAGGACUAAAGCAAAGGCCAGAUGGUGUCAGGAUUGUGGUCAAUAUCACCAAGCCAAAGAUGGUGACGGAUGGGUUGAACACAAAGGGACUCUGGUAUUCGAGAAAGCACAUAAGAUUGAAAUACCACGAGCUUUUGUUUGUGCCGAGAGCAAGAUCUUUGAUGUCUCAGAAUGGGCUAUAUGUCAGGGAAUGGCGUGUAGACCAAAUACACAUAGACCAAGUUUCCAUGUGAACAUGGUUGGUUUGGAAAAGACAACGCAGAGGUCAAACUCGAGCAGGUUCCCGUGGGAUCUUGAUGUGGAGAUGAUGGACGAGGAUGAGGAAGAGUUUGAGCUAUGGCUUCAGCAAGCUAUGGCUUCUGGCCUCUUCUGUGAGACGUCAAAACGCAGAAAAAGCUGGAGUCCUUUCAAGCUAACCAAGAAACAAUCGCGAAGAACAUCAACUUGAGGGAAUACCACAUCAACUACAAAUGGGCAAGAUCCACAAUAAUGGAUCAAUGGCGUUCUGUGACUUGUUUCAGUUCGUUCGGACAGUGGAAAAUGAGUGAAGAUGAACAAAAGAGCCUAAAAAGGAAGAACAUUUUAAGGUUCUAAUGAAGAAGAUUGAAACAUGGGGAGCUUAGAAACGAACAUUUUUGGAUCCCUUGUGACGUUGUCUGUAAAUAGAAUCUGUGGGGUAUGUGUACUACUAUCGAGUUAUGUUUUUUGUUUUUUUUUUCACGAGAAAGCUACAGAGAAGACCGGUUAACGAUAAACCUGAACUUUUUUUUA
Molecule: messenger RNA, 2565 nt
Organism: Raphanus sativus (radish)
Lineage: Eukaryota; Viridiplantae; Streptophyta; Magnoliopsida; Brassicales; Brassicaceae
Exons: 9
Coding region: 554-2242 (562 amino acids)
Source: RefSeq, a predicted model, not a curated record